AUGGAGAAUGAAACAUUCAACUUCGACAUCAUCUCCAUCGAGGGGUUAAAGGUCGGCCCCCAGUCCUCCAUCCCUACCUUCAUCUUCAUCCUCCUCAUCUACGUCUUCAUCAUGGUGUCCAACAUCGGCCUGGUGGUCCUGAUCUCCAUGGAGAGGAGCCUCCAUGAGCCCAUGUACCUGCUGUUCUGUAACAUGAGCAUUAACGACGUCUUCGGGUCGACCGCCAUCCUUCCUCGCCUUCUCAGCGAGGUUUUCACCCCGAUCGCCGAGCGCUACAUCCACUACAUCGACUGUGCAGUCCAGGCGUUCUCUGCUCACUUUCACGCCGGCACCUCUCACUUCGUUCUGGUGGUGAUGGCUUACGACCGCUACGUGGCGAUCUGUAACCCUCUUCGCUACGCCACCAUCAUGACCAACAGGAUGGUGGUGAAGCUGUCGGUGGGGGCCUGGAUGGUGCCACUUAUUUUAGUCGCCAUCCUCUUGGGCCUCACGCUCCGUCUGAGUCGCUGCAGACGGGUCAUAACCAACCCGUUCUGUGAUAACGCGUCUUUGUUCAAACUGUCCUGCGAGAAUCUCUUCAUCAACCACAUCUACGGCUUGGCCAGCGCCGCGUUCACCCUAGGCUCCUCCCUCGGCAGCGUCACGCUCACCUACCUGAGGAUCGCCAUGGUGUGUCUGAGCAGUAAGAACAAGGCGUUGAACAGCCGGGCGGUGCAGACCUGUGCCACUCACCUGGCCGUUUACCUCAUCAUGCUGGUCGCCUCCUUCACCCCUAUGAUCAUGCACCGGCACCCUCAGUGGGCGGAGAACGGGAAGGUGGCGUCGGUCAUGUUCCACGUGGUUCCCCCCGCACUGAACCCACUCAUCUACGGGCUGCAGUGCACAGAGCUCCGAAAUAAGAUCAUCAACGUGUUUCAAAAGAAGAGAGUCAUGGACGCCAAAGGAGCCAUGCAUGUGCCAAGCUUACAUAAAUAA
Cheilinus undulatus (humphead wrasse) is the source of this 975-nucleotide messenger RNA. Its product is annotated as olfactory receptor 5B17-like. Gene Ontology annotation, biological process: G protein-coupled receptor signaling pathway. Gene Ontology annotation, molecular function: olfactory receptor activity. The record is from RefSeq and is a predicted model, not a curated record. Lineage: Eukaryota; Metazoa; Chordata; Actinopteri; Labriformes; Labridae. Bases 1 to 975 code for a protein of 324 amino acids. The transcript has a single exon. Gene Ontology annotation, cellular component: membrane.